Molecule: messenger RNA, 1615 nt
Organism: Drosophila elegans
Lineage: Eukaryota; Metazoa; Arthropoda; Insecta; Diptera; Drosophilidae
Exons: 5
Coding region: 329-1429 (366 amino acids)
Source: RefSeq, a predicted model, not a curated record
AAACCCAACAUUCAGUUAACGAACGAAACGAAAAGCGAGCGCAUAUCGACACGGCAUCGAAGUAAAAAACCGAUGAAGGAAAAUAAAAAUAAAAGCCCCGGUCAAUUGGCUUUUUUAGACAUUAUCGCUUAGUUAUCGGCAGAUAAACGAGCUGCAAAACGCGUCGCCAAUAUAAUUGUCCGGCCCGAUCGUUCAGUUGGCCAACGGACGUCGCGAAUUGCAAAAGCGCACUCAACCCGAACUAUUCAGAUCGAUUUAAGUCCCGCAUCCGGAGGCGUGAGAAUAUAGCAACCAAAACCACCCCUGCAGAUCCAACAGUCACUGCAAUAUGUAUCCACCGCCGGCGCCGAGCAUCAAGCACUUUGGCUCCCUCAAAACGGCCGUACUUUGGGCCGGAAUUCUCGGAGUGGCUCAGUCAAUCAUCUGGAUGGGCCUGACCAUCACAGCGAUAUGCGCCUUCAACUGUGUGCUCUACAUUACAAAUGUCUUGAAUUAUGGAACUAUGGUAAAGACAGUCUUUUUCGACCUGUACUUUAAGGGCGGAUGCAAGAUGGACCCCGCCGACUACCAAAACUACGACCAAACUAUUCUGAAUUCAGUAAAGACCGUGUUCGAUCCCAGCCAGAUGUUGAUUUGGGAUUCCGUAUACCUGGGAGUUUCUGUCUGCUGGCUCAUCGUCUCGAUCGUGCUGCUUUUGUCGGUAAAAAAGGAUAACCCAAAGCUAACCCUUACAGCCAUUUACACAUGGGCCUUUUUCGUGGCCGCCAUUUGCUGCAUGGACGUUGCCUCCGGAGUGAUCUUUGGAGUCGAUUACGGACGCUUCAAUGAUGCGGCUCUCAAGUACAAUGCCAAUAGCGUGAACGCUGGCCCAAUUGAUCCCAUGGCUGCUACUCUAAUCGCCGGUGGAGUGGCCGCCAUAUCGAUGAUGAUCAUCUCUUUCAAGGGAUUUGUUUUGUGGUUCAUCAACGUUGGACUGCUUAUUUAUCUGCUGAUGAGAGCCGCUCGCAUUGCCACCGAUAAGGAUAGUGUGGAUACGUUGUUUAAUCCUCGCAAGGAUUCAAAUGAUAUUCUGACUACCAGGCCGCCGAUUCGCGCAUACGAGGAGGAGAAGGUGGAGAUCCAGGCGUAUAAUAACGCAGCCUACAUUCCGGAAACCCGUUCUACGGCAGAGACGAUCGAGGUUAACGAGGAGGCCAUUGUCCGGGCGGCGCACUUGUCGAUGGACUCCAAUCUGAUGGAUCGCCGCUUCCGAGACCUCAACGCCUUCCAGCAGUACCCGGCUCCAAAUCCGCAGAACAGUCGCCCAUUGCGCCAAUCCUCGCAGGUUCCGGUGCAGGAGACCAUUGUGGUGGCAACGGCGGGAUUCCCCCAGCCUGACUACUCCCCGCAGCCCAGCCCCAAUGGCAUAUUGCGCCCACGCCAGUACUAAGCCUUUUGGCGCCCCCGAAAAGCCCUCUUCUAUAAUAUAAUUCUCAAAUAUUCCCCCAAGUGACAGCUAAAGUCUAGUUCAAAUUUUUUUCGGUAUGAACAAUUGUUGUGCAUAGUAUUUUUAUUUAUUUGCAUGUUAAUAACAUAAUAAGUGUGCAGUUGUAAAUAUAUAAAAUUGUUGUAGUUA